This is a messenger RNA of Arachis stenosperma, 1229 nucleotides long. RefSeq names its product probable LRR receptor-like serine/threonine-protein kinase At1g05700. Lineage: Eukaryota; Viridiplantae; Streptophyta; Magnoliopsida; Fabales; Fabaceae. Gene Ontology annotation, molecular function: ATP binding; protein binding. The coding region runs from base 404 to 1057 and encodes 217 amino acids. The record is from RefSeq and is a predicted model, not a curated record. The transcript has 6 exons.
AACUCAUAUUUGUCAAUUUGCACCAGGUUUCAUUUUUUUUUAUCUUGUAGCUGAUUAAGUCUCUAGGUUAAUUUUAAUUUUGUUGUUUAGAUUUUGUAUGAAUUUAAUUAGACUUGAAUUUUUAGGUUUAACUUAGUUUGAAUUAGGAUUUCAAAUUAGAAUUAGCUUUAGUUAAUGAACUUUGAACAUUUUAUUCUAGUUCUUGAGUGUUGUAGUGUUGAUGGUUUGGAUAAUAAUUCUUGAUUUAUUUUAUGUGAAAGCUGAUUAGAUUCUUUAUUCCAUUGGGUUCAUACCCUCCUAGUGUGGGUCUUCAAGAGAUGCGAUGGUCAACUAUCAUGAAUGUGAAGUCAAAUUAUGGGAUAAAAGAAAUUGACAAGGAGAUCCAUGCAUUCCACUAAGUUACAUGUGGAAUGGUGUUAAUUGCAGCUAUGCUAGUUCUUCUUCUCCACGGAUCAUAUACUUGAACUUAUCUUCCAGUGGUUUAACUGGAAACAUAGCAUCAGCCAUAUCCAAUUUGAAGUCAAUAGGAUAUUUGGAUUUAUCAAACAACAGUUUGACAGGAUCAGUGCCUUAUUUCUUAUCUCGACUUCAUUCCUUGAAAGUUCUGAACCUGGAAGGGAAUCAACUAACAGGAGCAGUUCCAAUGCAACUCAGAGAGAAGUCAAAUAAUGGCAUGUUCAAAACCAGUGCAAGUUUUGGAGGAAAUCAAGGUCUUUGCUAUUCAGGUUCAUGUAGCAAUAGUAAUAAAGUUGUGGUCCCAUUGGUGGCAUCACUAGGUGGAGGUUUUGUGAUUCUAGCAAUAACAAUCACUUCUUUCUUCAUAUUCAAAAGACAUAGAGUAGCCUCUGAAAUGGGGAAUCUGAGAGCAUAUUCAAGAAUAAAGAUGGAGUUAGAGUUAAAUAAACAGCAAUUUAGCUAUGCUGAAGUCCAAAAAAUUACCAACAAUUUUAAAAGGGUUGUGGGAAAAGGAGCAUCUGGAACAGUGUAUCAUGGCUAUGUAGGUGAUACUGAAGUUGCUGUCAAAAUAUUGUCUCCUUUAGACUCAAACUCAGCCUAAGUAUAUCUACAAUUUCAAGCACUAUUCACCCGGUGAGAACAAUAGAAGAGGAGAAUCUUGAUUAUGACAGUAACACUUGCUCAUCCAGCUUGAUUUUUAAUAGUCCCUCCUAGAAAAAUGCUCUUUAGGCCAGAUUUUGAGAUGGAUAAUUUAUUUAGAAUAUGUUUAAUUU